AUGGAAGCAGCACUGCCGUCUGCGGCGGCUGCUACGGAAGAGGUAGACCAUGAGGCUGCCCGGCCACCCUACAUACACUCCAUGCUGGCGGGUGGAAUCGGUGGAACAACUGGGGACAUGUUGAUGCACUCGUUGGAUACCGUCAAGACUCGCCAGCAGGGCGAUCCGCAUAUGCCGCCGAAAUACACAUCAAUGGGCAACACAUAUUAUACCAUACUUCGUCAGGAAGGAAUACGGAAAGGACUUUACGGCGGCGUCCAACCGGCAUUCCUCGGCUCGUUUUCUGGCACAGUGUUGUUUUUUGGCGCUUACGAAUGGAGCAAGCGGCUCAUGAUCGAUUGUGGCAUUGCUCCAGCAAUUUCAUACUUCACUGCUGGUCUGAUUGCAGAUCUCGCCGCUGCUCCCGCCUAUGUUCCUUCUGAGGUGCUGAAGACCCGCCUCCAGCUGCAGGGUCGAUACAACAACCCCUACUUUAACUCGGGCUACAAUUACCGCUCCAUGAUAGACGCUGUUCGCACGAUCGCGAAACAAGAAGGGGUGGGUGCGUUGUUUUACGGUUACAAAGCUACACUCUGGCGGGAUCUUCCCUUUUCGGCGCUGCAGUUCGCAUUUUACGAAGAAGAGCGGGGAUUGGCGAAGCGAUAUGUUGGGUCACAUAACAUUGGGCUGCCCCUAGAGAUCUUGACUGCGGCCACAGCGGGUGGCAUGGCCGGCGUUAUUACCACUCCAUUGGACGUGGUCAAGACGCGAAUCCAGACGCAAGUCAACGACGUACCGUCCAUAUCGACGAGACCUCCUGUGACCACUCUGUCACCUUCAAAACACUCUAUAAAACCGACAAAACCACCUCCCCAGAACCGGCCUAUAUCUACUUCCUCACCUUCCACCGCUCUACGCAACCACAGUGCUGCUACUCUCGAUACAUCCUCGGUCAUAACCGGUCUGAAGAUAAUAUACAAAACAGAAGGGAUAUGGGGCUGGUUCAGGGGGGUGGGCCCAAGAGCGGUAUGGACGUCGGUCCAAUCGGGAACCAUGCUGGUCCUGUACCAGACGCUCUUGCGUUAUUUUGAAGAACAUCCCUUGGUUAGGACGGACGAGCGCCAUGUAUAA
This is a messenger RNA of Westerdykella ornata, 1110 nucleotides long. Its product is annotated as mitochondrial carrier protein. Lineage: Eukaryota; Fungi; Ascomycota; Dothideomycetes; Pleosporales; Sporormiaceae. The record is from RefSeq and is a predicted model, not a curated record. Bases 1 to 1110 code for a protein of 369 amino acids. Gene Ontology annotation, biological process: magnesium ion export from mitochondrion. Gene Ontology annotation, molecular function: magnesium ion transmembrane transporter activity. The transcript is spliced from 2 exons.